AUGACUAGAAUGUACCAUUGGACUAGAAGUAAGAAUCUACCAUUUACUCUUGAUGAUAUUAAAAGGGUAACCACAACUUGUCCUAUAUGCGCUGAAGUUAAACCCAAAUGCUUUAAACAGGAGGGAAACCAUCUUAUCAAAUCUACUUCGCCUUUUGAACUGUUGAAUAUAGAUUUUAAAGGCCCACUACCCUCUAAUACAAGCAAUCAUUAUAUCCUUACAAUAGUAGAUGAAUAUUCUCGCUUCCCAUUUGCAGUUCCAUGCCGGGACAUUAGUUCAACUACUGUGAUAAAUAGUUUGUGGCAGUUAUUCUCCAUAUUUGGUAUGCCGGCUUACAUUCAUUCUGAUCGCGGAUCAUCUUUUAUGUCACAAGAACUCACAACUUUUUUGCACAACCAUGGAAUAGCCACCAGUCGUACGACACCUUACAAUCCGGAGGGAAACGGACAAGCAGAACGAUAUAAUGGGAUUAUUUGGAAAGCCGUCCAAUUGGCCCAGCAAACACAAAGACUUAAAAUAACUCAGCGGGAAGAAGUGCUAAGAGAUGCCCUACAUUCUAUAAGAUCUCUGCUUUGUACAGCUAUAAACUGUACCCCACAUGAACGCUUCUUCCAUUAUCCUCGCCGUUCUUCAAAUGGGAAAACUCUCCCUUCAUGGCUUAACUGCCCUGGUCCAGUACCCAUCAGAAAACAUGUAAAAUCAUCAAAGUACGAUCCACUGGUGGAAGAAGCUGAAUUGAUAGAGGCUAAUCCCGAGUAUGCUUUGGUGCGUUAUAACAAUGGACGUGAAUCUACAGUGUCUCUGAAAGACCUGGCACCUCCAGGGGAUAGAGGUCUGUUGGGAGAAAAGAGAGACAGAGAACAUAGUAUUAAACCAUCAAGCUUGGAAGCUCCUGCAUACCAUUGUGGUCAAGAGAAUAAAGAUAUUGUUAUUGAAGAACCUACCCAGAUGAAUGAAGAGCUAAGCAAGACAUUAAGUGAUGUUGAAGAACCUAGAAGGUCUACUAGAACCAAAAAUAAACCAAAGUAUUUAGAAGAUUAUAAAACUAAUUAA
Messenger RNA from Macrosiphum euphorbiae (potato aphid), 1053 nucleotides. Lineage: Eukaryota; Metazoa; Arthropoda; Insecta; Hemiptera; Aphididae. The record is from the annotation of a GenBank genome assembly.